Metopolophium dirhodum (rose-grain aphid) is the source of this 2086-nucleotide messenger RNA. RefSeq lists its product as uncharacterized. The transcript is spliced from 4 exons. Lineage: Eukaryota; Metazoa; Arthropoda; Insecta; Hemiptera; Aphididae. The coding region runs from base 454 to 1362 and encodes 302 amino acids. The record is from RefSeq and is a predicted model, not a curated record.
GGAUCUAUAUUUCCCACCUAAGAAAAAAAAAUUCUUGCGCAUUAUGUGCAAAGGUUAUAUUUUUCCCACUUAUUUGAAAAAAACCGUUAUUUUUUUCUGUAUACGAUAGUAUCAAUUACCAAUAUUUUAUAACAUUUAAAUAGGAGUAAUAAAUUGAUAACCGUGGAAGUGGGAAAUUAUCAUCCCAUUGCCCACAGAGGAUACCAAUUUUUUUCCCUCCAAUAUUUUUUCUAUCAAAAUAAUUAUUUGUUUUAAUUUUAUUAAAUAAGCAGAUAUACUUACAAUCUCUUUGACUUGUUUAUUAUAAUCAAUAUAAUUUGCCGCGUAUUUCUAUGUUAUCAUGCAGGCCAUGUGCCAAAUAUUUACGGUGUUAUCAAACAAUAAUUAAAAUGUGAUUUUGUUUCUAACUUAUAAGUUGAUAUAUUCAACUUAACGCCAUUUAUCGCAUUUUUGAUGAAUAUCUUUAAAAUGUCUUCCAAAUUAACUGAUGAACAUAUUUUAAAUGAAUUAAAUGCAAUAAGUGAUUCUAUGGCCUUAAAUUCAGAUGAGGGAGGUGAUAGUGAUGCAGAAGACGAUAUUUUAUACCCAUCUUUAGUUGAUAGUCGUCAAACAAAUUCUAGUGAGAAAAACUCAUUCUGGAGUUUGAAAACAAGAUCUUCAGAUAUUAUGAGUGAUAAUAAUUAUUGUAUUGACAAUGAAAAAGAAAAAUUAACUGAAAAUUCAACAAAUGUGAUUAUAAAUUCUUUCAAUGAAUGUGAAGAAAAGCAAUCUUUGUCCAAUGAAUAUCAAAAUAAUGUGUUUAUUGGUUUUGAAGACUUAUCAAUUGAUGAUGAAGAUAUAGAUGACACAGACAAGGACAAAGAUUAUACACCUACUGUAUUAGAAUGCAAUGAAUCACCUGAAGACUUCCCCCUUGAUUUGGACCUUUUUCUCAAUGAUGAAAAUAUUUUAAAUGACGAUGAUAUUAUAGACAAUCCACCUAACAUAUCAGAUUUUAAUUUUGAAAAAGCAGGAUAUUCUCCAGAAAUAUAUAAACUGACCCGUUUUAGAGAAGUGCAUGGUUCAGGUAAUAAAAAUAUUUAUAAAAUGUGUCCCAUACAGAUUUUUGAUAUGAUUAUGGGUAAUAUUAUGUAUCAAAAAAUUGUGUUUGAAUCAAAUUUAUUUGCUGAACAAAAUAAUAUAUUAUUAAAUACCAACAUUGAAUCAUUUAUUUUAUACAAAGAAAGUUGUAAUACAAUGAACAAAAAAUAUAUUAAUCAAUUGGAAUUUAGGUCAAGACUUACUGAUGAACUUAUAAGUAAUUUUAGCUCUAGAAAAAAACAGACUUCAUCACCUCAAGAUAGUUAUAAAAAAAAAAAUUAAAUUGCCGUCAUAAGUCCAUCAUUUAAAAAUGUUGAACAUUUACCAAAAUUUAUGAGUAAUUAUAGGCGUUGUAAAAUGUGUAGUACUAAAAAAAAUGAAAAAAGGUCUAAUAUAGUAUGCAUAACUUGUAAGGUAACACUAUGUAAAAAUUGUUUUGAACCAUAUCACAAACAAUAACAUAUCAAGACACAUUACAUAUAUUUAUUUGUAUUUAAUUUUAGUAUUAUUACAUACAAUUUACUACUACCAGGAACUUAAAUACUAUUUUGUUUUUAUUUAUAUAUAUAUUUCUAGUGCAGAAAAAGUUAUUAAAUAAAUCUAUUAAUAAUUUAUUUUUAAAUUUAAAAAAACUUUUGUUACAUUGUUAUCUUUGUAUUAUUAUUAUUAUUAUUAUUAUUAUUAUUAUAUUAUUAUUAUUAUUAUUAUGUAUUAUUUAUUAUAUAAUAUUAUCUAUAUUGUUUAUUCAAUUGUUAUGGAAGGGCUAAAAACAUGAGAUUAGUUUUGUUAUUCUAAGAAAGAAAUGUAUUUUACCACAAACAAUAUUUACAUAAAAUGUCCUUGUUUAUUGUUUUAAUAUUGUUACCUACCUAUUACUAACAGGAACUUACAUAAAAUAUAUACUUAUUUCUAUUUUAUUUUUAAGUUAAAAAAAUUUUGUUAAAUUGUUAUGUUUGUGUUAUUUAUUCAGUUGAUAGAUAUGUAAAGGAUUACAAAAAAUGUUAUA